AUGGGGAAGGGGGGCGUGGCGGCGGUACGCGCUCGCCAGAUCGGCGGCAGAAUCGUGACGGGGAGCGAGGUGGCGGUGCACGCUCACCAGAAUCACGUCUCCUGCAUGAGGACGGGAGGCAUGGAAGCGGCUACCGCUCGCCAGUGCGGCAGCAGCUGCAUGAAGACAGGCGCAGAGGUGGCUACCGCUCACCAGAGUCACGGCAGCACCAGGACAGUGGACGCGGGGGAAGUGUACGCUCACCGGAUCCGCGGAGGUAUCACAACUAGAGAAGCGGAGGGGAGCUGCGCUCUCCAGGUCCUCGUUACCCUCGUGAUGAGAGACGCGGAGGCGGCUACCGCUCGCCUGACCUGCAACGAUAUCAUGAAGAGAGGUGGGGAAGCGAUGCGCGCUCGCCCGACUGGCACAGGCAACAUGGAGAAAGCCGGGGAGGCGGAUACGACUCGCAGCUUCGGCAACAGAGCAGGGAUGAGGGGCUCGGCGCUGGAUAUCGCUCACCUGAUCGGUACAGGCAGCGUGACGAAAGACGUGGCAGUGAGGGAGGACGGGAUCAACGCAACAGCAGAGAGGGAGGCAGCGGGCUGA
This is a messenger RNA of Closterium sp. Yama58-4, 585 nucleotides long. NCBI's taxonomy places the organism in Eukaryota, Viridiplantae, Streptophyta, Zygnematophyceae, Desmidiales, Closteriaceae. The record is from the annotation of a GenBank genome assembly.